Molecule: messenger RNA, 1104 nt
Organism: Penicillium atrosanguineum
Lineage: Eukaryota; Fungi; Ascomycota; Eurotiomycetes; Eurotiales; Aspergillaceae
Exons: 4
Coding region: 1-1104 (367 amino acids)
Molecular function (GO): ADP binding
Source: RefSeq, a predicted model, not a curated record
AUGGCAUCGACAUCAUUCGAUGGCGACAACUACGCGCUCCAGGUUGGGGAUAAUAGUGGCUCGAUAGAAUUCCACCUGCCUCUGGAGCGACCAGAAACUCCACCCAGCCCUUUAUCAACUGUCCCAUUCUCUCGCGAUCCAGACUUUAAAAACUCGGUCCCGGGGUCGAGGAUAGCGCUUGUUGGCCUUGGCGGUGUUGGGAAAUCGCAACUUGCCAUCGAAUACUCGUAUCAAGUCCGAUCCAAAUCGCCAGACACAUGGAUUUUCUGGGUCCAUGCGAGCAACGCAACCCGGUUCGAACAAAGUUUCCGGGACAUUGCGAACCGAAUCAGAAUUCCGGGUCGUCAAGAUCCUAAAGCUAAUAUAUUCGAACUCGUCGAAGACCGGCUCCAGGAUGAGAAGAUAGGAAGAUGGAUCUGUAUCCUUGAUAAUAUCGAUGACGAUCAGCUUCUUGGUUCGAAUAGAGAUGCGACAAAAGGCCUAACGUACGUCUCGAACAAACCACUGCUGCAGUACGUUCCUAGAAGCCUAAAUGGGUCUAUUAUUAUCACGAGUCGGACUAGAGAGGUUGCGCUGAAAAUCGUCGACUACAAGGACCUUAUUAAGGUUGAACCUAUGGAAAAGGCCGAAGCGCUAGAGCUUCUGCAAAGAAAGCUUGAACAAUCAGUCGAAAGUCAAGACAGUCAACAGUUAGUGACCGUGUUAGAGUUUAUGCCGCUAGCGAUCGUACAGGCGGCUAGCUAUAUUCGCAACCGGGCGCCUCGCUAUUCGGUAUCGCAAUACCUAGCUGAUUUCCAAGGAAGUGAUCGUGAAGCAAUAAAGCUUCUAAAGAGAGAAGCGGGUCACUUUUACCGAGAUUGGGAGGCAAAGAAUUCAAUUCUUAUAACGUGGCACCUAUCAUUCGAUCAUAUUCGUCGCAUAAAACCAUCUGCGACGAAUUUGCUUUCUCUUAUGAGCUUUUUCGAUCUGCCAGGGAUACCAGAGAAUCUUAUCCAGUAUCAUCCUAGGCCUGACUACCCUCUAAGCUUAGAGGUUCGAAGUGACUCUAGUGACGGGGGAAAUCCGAGCCUGGUACAAGCCCCGAUUUCGAAGAUGACGUUAUGA